GAUCAGUUGUGUGGUCAACACGGCAGCAGCAGGUCGGGUUCUCGAUUAUUGAUUCUCGAUCAGAGUCAAAGCUCAGAUAUGCUUCGUUUACUCGUCGGCUUUGCCUGUUUGUGGCUGUUAGUGCACAGUGGUUCCAGCUAUGAGGUGGGAAACAAACCCGUCACGGAAGAUUGCCUGGACUGUCUGUGCGAAACAAUGAGUGGCUGCAACGCAUCCGCAAUUUGCGUGAAUGGGGCCUGCGGAAUAUUCCGGAUCACCUGGGCCUACUGGGUGGAGGCGGGCAAGCUGACUCUGCCAUCGGAAUCAGACCUCUCCGAUGGCGCCUUCACCAACUGCGUGAACGAUCCCUACUGCGCAGCCAACACGGUCCAGAACUACAUGGCUAAGUUCGGCCAGGACUGCAACGGAGAUGACCACGUGGACUGCCUGGACUUCGGAGCCAUGCACAAGCUGGGGAAUCUCGGGUGUCGGGGAGAGCUGCCCAACUUGUUCGCCAGGGUCUUCAACCAGUGCCUGAAGGCCAAGCAGCGAUUGGCAGAGGAGGAAAUCAUCAAGGGGCAAGCGGCUCCUUCAACAUAAUUGAUUCUUUAUUGGGUUUCUUUGCUCCCCUUCUGCGGGGCUUUUCUUUCUGUUUUUAAAACAAUCCUGGUAACACAUACAUAUACACAUACAUACAUCGAAACAUUGCUUAUGUUUGCCGCUUGAACAGUUUCCAAUAUAGGCAUGGAAUCUAUAGAUUUAGUUACAGAUACAGAUAUAUAUAUAAUAUAUAUAGAGGGGUAUAUGAAAACUACUUUAAUAUGCACUAAUUUUUGUAAUUUGUUAGUCAACAUGUUAACAUACUGGUAGCAUAUAUUUAUUAAUAUAUCCGGAUUCGGGCUCACGGUUGCUAAAGCUUUGCUCUAA
This is a messenger RNA of Drosophila ficusphila, 906 nucleotides long. RefSeq names its product lysozyme. The transcript has 3 exons. Lineage: Eukaryota; Metazoa; Arthropoda; Insecta; Diptera; Drosophilidae. Gene Ontology annotation, molecular function: lysozyme activity. The coding region runs from base 79 to 579 and encodes 166 amino acids. The record is from RefSeq and is a predicted model, not a curated record.